AGUUGUUGGUUCUGACAAGGCUCAAAGAUAUGAGGAACACUCUACUUCUGUGGUUCCUAAUGUUGCUCACCAUCCUCACAUAUUCAGCCUGUGCAAGCAAAGCUAAUGCAGAACAUGAUGAUUCUAGGAUUUCCAAGUCACCAUUACAGCCUAGAUAUAUGUAUGGCGUGAUCAUGGGAUCAAAUGAAACAAGCAAUCAAAGAAGAGUUCCAAGAGUCAAUAAUGUAAAGCAUGAUGGAAGCCUUUCACAUAUAGGAAAGCCAAUCAAUGGUGCUUCAAGUGACUUGUUACGACGUCCAAAUGGCAAGAGACAUUCAAGCUCCUUUUCUAGCAAGCCUUCAUCUUUGCUCAGGGCAGCUCUCAAGCAUCUCUUCCUUGGAUUGCUUCUAUUUGCUUGCUACUAUUGAUUUCCCGGGGCCACAUGCUUCAUCCUGAAACACACUUUAAUAGGAGAAAGAAUAAUAAAAAUUAAGAACUCAAUAACUAACCUCCUAUGUUCAUGUCAUAAGACCCUUAAGUCCAGCCAAAAGCUGUUCCCCCCACCCCUUCUCUCCCUUAUAAAUUCCUGCUCACAGCAUCUGAUAGCAAGAUGAUGCUAAUGCUUUUUUCUUUUUCCUUUUUGGCCCCCCUUUUUUGCUAUUUAAAAUGAUAAGCUAGCUUUUGCCU
Molecule: messenger RNA, 666 nt
Organism: Neltuma alba
Lineage: Eukaryota; Viridiplantae; Streptophyta; Magnoliopsida; Fabales; Fabaceae
Exons: 2
Coding region: 30-407 (125 amino acids)
Source: RefSeq, a predicted model, not a curated record